UUGCUGCCGUGUCGUUCCAGAUGUGACUGACAAGUCGUUUUAUGACGUCCGCACCGAGUUCCUGCGCCGUUAACCUCGGAGAGACUGUGACACCAUGGCUUUGGUUAUGGAACCUAUAAGUAAAUGGACGCCAAAGCAAGUGCUGGACUGGAUGAAAGGUUUGGAUGACUGUCUCCAACAGUACGUGAAGAGUUUUGAGCGAGAGCAGAUGGGAGGAGAACAACUGCUUCACAUCACCCACCAGGAGUUGGAGGAGCUGGGAGUUACUAGAAUAGGACAUCAAGAACUCAUCCUGGAAGCUGUUGAUCUCCUCUGUGCCCUGAAUUAUGGCCUUGAAACCGAGAACCUGCGGACUCUGUCCCACAAGUUGAACGCUUCUGCUAAGAACCUCCAGAACUUUAUCUUGGGCCGGCGGAGGGGCGGACACUAUGAUGGACGGGCAUCUCGGAGGCUACCCAAUGACUUCCUCACCUCAGUAGUGGAUCUUAUUGGUGCAGCCAAGAACCUGCUAGCUUGGCUGGACAGGUCUCCAUUUGCCAGCGUGACAGAGUAUUCCUUACUGAAGAACAACAUUGUGCAGCUCUGCUUAGAAUUAACCACCAUUGUACAACAGGAUUGCACUGUGUAUGAAACGGAGAACAAGAUUCUCCACGUGUGUAAGACCUUAGCAGGGAUAUGUGACCACAUCAUCUCCCUCUCGUCAGACUCUUUGGUCUCUCAGUCGGCCCACCUGGAAGUGGUCCACCUCACCAGCAUCAUGCCCAGUGAAGGCCUGGGGAUGUAUAUCAAGUCUACGUAUGAUGGACUCCAUGUCAUCACAGGAACCACAGAGAAUUCACCAGCAGACCAGUGUAAAAAGAUCCAUGCAGGAGAUGAGGUCAUCCAAGUCAACCACCAGACAGUGGUGGGCUGGCAGCUGAAGAACCUGGUCAAUGCUCUGAGGGAAGACCCAUGUGGAGUCAUCCUCACACUGAAGAAGAGGCCCCAGAACACCCUGAGCUCCACUCCCGCUCUGCUCAGAAAUGUUCGCUGGAAACCCCUGGGCCUACAGCCGCUGCCCACCAGCCCCACAAGCACCUCCCCUACCGCUGGUGGAACUGUGGGUAUGUCCAAAAUGGACGGUCCCAGUAUGCAGGACGUUUAUAUCCUUUCUCCUGUCUCUGGACUCUACAGCGCCAGAGAUGAGUUGGGUCUGAUGUCAUGUGACAAUAUCAGCCGCUACAGCGUGAGCACCCAGUCCGGCUCCAAAGGUUCAGAGGCGGUCAGCUACUACCUGGACCAGGACAGCGGUCAGUAUUUCUCCCUGCUGGAUGGAGAUGGACCACUUGGACCUGACUAUGACAGGGGCCGCAAUACUGGUGUUCGCAGGCGGGACAAGACCCCCACUCAUGGUGACCUCAGACCUGUUUCCAUGCCUCCUGAAUAUAACUGGAUGGCCGAGGCCAAGGAACCCAGCAUGGGCAAGAGAGGGAGCCGAGAUUCCGACAACUCCCUGCUGCGUUACCUCAGUGACGAUAAAAUCCUCGUGAUCGAGGAGGAACCCGAGGUUCCAGGAAGAGAGAGCCGGCGGGAUUCCACCAGACGUUCCCGGCGCAAGAGCCGCAAUCCCAGCAGCCCCAGCUUUCCCAUCAGCCCCUCCAUGUUGUCCUCUACCCUACGCCUGGACCAGCCACCUGAUGCUUUGCCUCGAGGUGCAGAUACACUGCGUGCAGACACAACUGACAGGUACUCAGGCUCAGGAAGCUCAGGAGCUGCCUCCAUGAGGAAGUCUUUCCAUUACACCUCCCUCAGAACGAAAACCAAAAAGAGGAGUAAAGGUUCCCUUACUAGCGCCAGUCGAAGGAGAAUUUCUUGUAAGGACUUGGGGCAUGGUGACUGUGAGGGCUGGCUCUGGAAGAAGAAGGAUGCCAAAGGUUACUUCACCCAGAAAUGGAGGAAGUAUUGGUUCAUCCUCAAAGAGUCCUGCCUCUACUGGUACACCAAUCAGAAUGAUGAGAAGGCUGAGGGCUUCAUCAGCCUCCCUGAGUUCAGAAUAGACCGAGCCAUAGAGUGCAGGAGGAAAUUUGCCUUCAAAGCUUGUCAUCCCAAAAUCAAGAGCUUCUUCUUUGCAACGGAUUGUCUGGAGGAAAUGAACAGGUGGAUGAACCGGCUGGGUUUAGCUGCUAUUGGCUACACACCAGAUGACAAGGUGCCACGCCCUGAUGAAGAUUAUUGGAGUGAAAGCGAUCAAGACGAGGUUGAUGGCUCCAUGACGCUCAAACAGGAAGGGCCCUCAUCCCUCUGUGAUACCUACCACCGCACACCAUCCGUUAAUUCUUCAAGCCCCUACCCAGAGCCCAAGCACGGCCGACAUUUCUCUAGCGAGUCUACACACUCCCACUCCUCAGCUGAAGACCAGCGUGGAGAUGGCAUGGGCAUGGGCACAGGCACAGGCAGCACCAGCACCCAUUCCUCCGGUUGUCGCUCUUCCCAUCGUGAACGCCGCUCCUGGCAGGACCUCAUUGAGACCCCUCUGACCAGCGCGGGGCUGCACUUCCUUCAGACAGCACCAGGAGAAAGUGAAUAUGGAGGCCUUAUGGGAAGCAUGGCUGGAGAAAUGGGUUUUUACGCAGGCCUGGGCAGACAGGGCAUGUCCCCAGAGAGACGCAGGCAGGCCACACUGCCUGUGCGGAGACACCACGCUGCAGAGAGGGACAGAGAUCGGGAUGGGCCCUUCCCUCUGGAACGGGGUCCAUACACACAUAGCCACACCCACCGACGCUCCCACAAGCAGCGCAGCCAGAGUCUGCCGAGGAACAGGGAUCCACUGCCAGGAAAGCUGUUACUGACCUCAGCUCAUAUGGAAGAGAGGAGCGAGGACGAGGAGGUGGAGGGCCAGGCUGCAGAUCUGAUGGAGGGCGAGGAAGACUUGCGGGAAUUGAGACUUGAGAGCAGAGAGAGGAGGGUAUCAGAAGGACGGGAAAGGCGAGUGUCAGAAGGUCGCGAACCAGAGCCGCUGGAUGGGUUAGAGCAGCUUUACCGAGCCUUGGAACAAGCCAAUGUGACAGCCCUAGGAGACCCCCGGCCUGCAAACCGACAAGAACUGCGACGUUUUUUCACUCAGAGAGUUCGGGACCCCCUCCUCAAUGACAGACUGCACCGGGUCAGAGCCCUCCGUAGCACCUUAAAGGCCAAAGAGUCGGAGCUGGCAGUAAUCUGUGCCCUGCUGGAGGACCCUGGCUUGUGCUCCCAGACCUUCAGAGAAUGGAAACAGUGGCACAGCGAGCUCUACUCAGACAUCUGCCAGCUCAGCCCUGGCGCCAACGGCCAGGACGACCUUUCCCCGCUGGCUGCACCUCUCAUGACCCACACGCACUCUUUCAUUGAGACGCACGUGUGAGCUCGAGAAACCAAUCAAAGGCCUGAAAUAAACACAGCCACCCACAUUUGCACGCACAGAGCGCCACUUAGCUAAACCUUUUCUCCUCAUCACAUCUCUCUCCGGCACGCAUUCAGACUCACACCAACACACAUACAAAGGCACACAGUGUAAGAUGUGUAAAUAUCAAAGAGGGAACAGUCGGAGACCUGCGUGUAUGAACUUUUGAUAAUCCUGAGGACCCCGCAGGGUGCCUAUUGCAUGCCUGAACAGAAAGCAUUAAUCUUCCUUUGUCUGUGGAGCUCAGUAUAAACUCCACACACUUGUCAAGUAACAUUAGAAAGAGGAGACUUUUUAACAUGUUUGCUCCUUUGUAUUCUCUUGGUUUUGCUAUUUCUGGUUGCUUUCAGGGGCAGGGGGAGCUAUGUAGCAGCAAUACAGAGAAGAAUCCUUUUCACCACAGCACUGUACUUUUGUACUGAUGAACUUUGCACCCAGAGCCACCGGUUCUCCCCCCUUUUUCUGUUUUUUUUUUUUCCUCUCUCUCUCUCUCUCUCUCUCUCUCUCUCUCUCUCUCUCUCUCACUGCAUAUCUUGUUGAUUUCCAGCAACCUCACUGUUACUCUGGGCUGAUCAGCUGGGACAGUGUAGUGGGUGAAAGUGAAUCCUGUUAGACUGUGAAAGGUAUCAAUCCGAGCCGGGCUAUCUGUUUUAGCUAUUUUCAUCGGAACAACAACAACAAAAAAUUAAAACAAAGCAAAAAAACAAACAAACAAAAAAAUCAACAUGACAUGCAUUGUGAAACCAUGACAUGAGUCAAAUACCAAACUGUGAACUGUUUAGAAACCACAGCCUCUGAUUUACAGAGGUGCUACAAUUCUUCUUGCAUCUUCUCUUUCUUUCCAUUGUUUUCUCCAAUUCGUCCUCUCCUUCGCUUCAUUUUCUUUUCAGCUCUGAAUUUUUCCCCCUCUAAUCUUCAAAGACUAGUGUAUAUGUGUAUACUGCUGUGUAUACUGAUGUAAAUGUUUGCGUUCCACUACCACUGUGAUAUGUUCCUAGAGGUAGCGGAGGGGAAGACCGAGAAUAUGUAUUUGCGCAGGUGCAAAACAGUUUUUCCCCCCUUUUCAUUAACAGCAAAUGCAAAUGCAAGAGCGUUCGUUUCGAAAGGAGUCACUCAUUAUAAAGAAUGCACUUUGUCAUAUCUAUGUCAUUGGCUGCAUCACAGGGUCCUACGUCUCAUCGGCCUCUCACACUGCUGUUCAAAAUAUCAGGUAAAAGCAUUUGCCGUCUCAUUUUCUAAAGAUUUGUGUACAGCUUACAAUUAUAUUUAAACAUAGAAGACUAUAUAAAUCUAUUUACGUUUUGUGUCAUAGAUAUAAUGUAAAGUUUGAUGUAUUCUAUGCCAAGGUUUUUGCAGUGUCCACUCCCC
Thalassophryne amazonica is the source of this 4786-nucleotide messenger RNA. RefSeq names its product connector enhancer of kinase suppressor of ras 2. The record is from RefSeq and is a predicted model, not a curated record. The transcript has 24 exons. Bases 95 to 3379 code for a protein of 1094 amino acids. Gene Ontology annotation, cellular component: cytoplasm; membrane. Lineage: Eukaryota; Metazoa; Chordata; Actinopteri; Batrachoidiformes; Batrachoididae. Gene Ontology annotation, biological process: regulation of signal transduction. Gene Ontology annotation, molecular function: protein binding.